Molecule: messenger RNA, 7821 nt
Organism: Polyodon spathula (Mississippi paddlefish)
Lineage: Eukaryota; Metazoa; Chordata; Actinopteri; Acipenseriformes; Polyodontidae
Product: IQ motif and SEC7 domain-containing protein 1-like
Exons: 14
Coding region: 852-4226 (1124 amino acids)
Biological process (GO): regulation of ARF protein signal transduction; actin cytoskeleton organization
Molecular function (GO): guanyl-nucleotide exchange factor activity; protein binding
Source: RefSeq, a predicted model, not a curated record
GGUUUUGGUGAUUUAGCUUUUCACCACACAGACCUGACUGGCAAAGGGUGCUGGGAAUUAGAUAAAGCAUAAUUAAUACCCUGAUCGGGAAGGGCAUUGUUUGCAUUGUUGUGGUUUAAGCGCAGGGAAGCCAGUCCUUGUCAUAGUCUGCGACAGAUAAUGGAGCAGCUGUAAUUCAGAGCUGAAGACCUGGCAGGGAGAGGCAGAGCUGUUCAGCCUAUUUACAAACUGGAAACUGUAUUGCUUUACCAGGGGUCUUUUAAAAAAUAUAUAUGUAAGGAAAGGGGGAAAGAAAAUUGCGUGUGUGGAAAUGAGAUGCAGAGAGUACCCUAUACGCUACUGGAGUUUAACAUUGCUUUUCAAGGCAAUUGUAUGGAUUAGAGCUACACUGCAUACUUUUUUAAGGGUUGUAUGUCUCAUAUUAACAGUACAAAAGAGUGGCAUUGGAACCACCCAGUAGUAAAAAAAAAAACAACAACAAAAAAAAACAGUUUUGAAGUGGUUAAAAAAAAGAGAGAGAGGAAAAAAACCACUUAUCAAUCCAGAGUAUGAGGGGAGAGUUCCGGACAGUUCUACUGGAGACAUCAAAGAGGGGAGGUGAUUAUUGCUGCUGUUCUGCUUGUCCUCCUGUUAAUGGGCAGGUGCUAAGCCAGGAUACAGUGCCAUGUGGGGUCUCUCGCUGCCUGUACUGACAACAGGGAAGACAAUGGGCUUCGGAAUGUUGACACAGGGGCAAUGAGGUGUCUCUCCCGUGGUAACACAGGCUUCUGCUUGAGCCUGGCGUAAGAAGGUUCCUCAGAAGUUGAUGAUAUGUUUGUAAACCUUCUGCGUCUUUGAUUUUACCACAUACAAUGUUGAAGCUAAAAGCCUUCUGUUUGGAUUACUGGCAGUUCUGGUGUCUACAGCCUCUCAAUGGCUUUUAUAAAAGCGUGGAGGGUGACACUCCAGCCAGCGAGACUGGCACUUUCCUGGACAGCCCUUCAAGCUACGGUCGAGAACCCGUGACCCACACUUCUGCUCUUAGUCCUGACUACUUUGAUCACCCCCUGUACGGACAUUCCACAUCUCUAGGGCAACAGCGACCCCGGCGACCUAAGCUGCAACACUCUACUUCUAUACUGCGCAAGCAGGCGGAGGAAGAAGCAAUUAAGCGUUCUAGAUCCUUGUCAGAGAGCUAUGAACUCUCCACAGAUCUACAGGACAAGAAGGUGGAGAUGCUAGAACGUAAAUAUGGGGGACGUUUUAUAACUAGACAUGCAGCUCGCACCAUUCAGGCGGCAUUCCGCCAAUAUCAGAUGAACAAAAAUUUUGAACGACUGAGGAGUUCUAUGUCCGAAAAUCGCAUGUCCAGACGCAUUGUCCUGUCCAAUAUGAGAAUGCAGUUUUCCUUUGAAGGGCCUGAAAAAGUCCACAGCUCUUACUUUGAGGGCAAGCAGGUCUCUCUAACCAACGAUGGCACCAAGAUAGGCGCGAUCGUCCAGUCUGACUGUGGUGACCUGGGAGGUCCAGCCAGUGUGAAGCCGCCAGCCGCACAGAACGAUUUCACGGAUGCAAUUACAGAGCUGGAGGAUGCUUUCUCGAGGCAAGUCAAAUCCCUGGCAGAGUCUAUCGACGAUGCCCUGAACUGUCGUAGCUUGCAGCAGGAGGAGGGUCGGCCUGAUCAAGGCAGAGGUCAUCCCAACAUGGAGAGAGAAGUUGCCUACCAGUUGAAACCGUCACACAGCGUGGAUCACCGCAAGCUGGAUGAGAUGACAGCGUCGUACAGUGACGUGACUUUAUAUAUCGACGAGGAAGAGCUCUCACCGCCUCUUCCUUUGUCUCCGUCUGUAGAUCGGACCACCAGCACAGAAUCCGACUUGAGGCUUAGAUCUGCUAACUCUUCCCAGGAGUAUUGGUCUAUGACCCACAAGGACGAUAAGGUAGAUACUGAUACAAGCUGCCGAAGCACACCCUCACUGGAGUGCCAGGAACAAAGGCUAAGAAUAGACCAUCUACCUUUACUCACCAUAGAGCCGCCCAGUGACAGCUCUGUGGACCUCAGUGACCGAUCGGAUAGAGGUUCACUGACGAGGCAAAACGCCUACGAUCGGGGGGUCGCGAGUCAGCAAGGAAGCCCGAAACACAUCUCUCAUGGGAUUCCUCCAAGAGGCUCUUCUCGAGAAGAAGAGCAAGCAAGGCACCGGCCCAGGCAGCUGGAUAGCCACUUGGCCAUCAACGGCACUGCCAACAGGCAAAGCAAAUCAGAGUCGGACUUCUCCGACGGGGACAAUGACAGUAUUAAUAGCACUUCUAACUCGAAUGAUACAAUUAACUGCAGCUCGGAGUCAUCAUCCAGAGACAGCUUGAGAGAGCAGACACUGAGCAAGCAGACGUAUCACAAGGAAACCCGCAAUAGCUGGGACUCGCCCGCCUUCAGCAAUGACCUCAUCAGGAAGAGGCAUUACAGGAUUGGAUUAAACCUGUUUAACAAGAAGCCAGAGAAGGGGACCCAGUACCUGAUCGAGCGAGGGUUCGUUCCUGACACACCUGUGGGUGUGGCCCACUUCCUGCUCCAGAGGAAGGGCCUGAGCAGGCAGAUGAUUGGAGAGUUUCUGGGAAAUCGGCAGAAACAGUUCAACAGAGAUGUCCUAGACUGUGUGGUGGAUGAGAUGGAUUUCUCAGUAAUGGAACUGGACGAAGCUCUCCGGAAGUUCCAGGCUCACAUCCGGGUCCAAGGAGAAGCCCAGAAAGUAGAGCGGCUGAUUGAAGCUUUCAGCCAGCGGUACUGUAUCUGCAAUCCUGGGGUGGUGAGACAGUUUAGAAAUCCAGACACGAUCUUCAUCCUGGCCUUUGCAAUCAUACUUCUAAACACGGACAUGUACAGCCCCAAUGUGAAGCCAGAACGCAAAAUGAAACUGGAGGACUUUGUUAAGAAUUUACGGGGGGUGGAUGACGGGGAAGAUAUUCCGCGGGAAAUGCUGGUCGGGAUCUACGAGAGGAUCCACAAGCGGGAGCUGAAGACCAAUGAAGACCAUGUGUCCCAGGUGCAGAAGGUCGAAAAGCUGAUUGUGGGCAAAAAACCUAUUGGAUCUCUGCAUCAUGGACUUGGUUGUGUGCUUUCUUUGCCCCAUCGAAGGCUGGUUUGUUACUGCAGACUGUUUGAAGUCCCGGACCACAACAAACCUCAGAAACUGGGACUGCACCAGAGAGAGAUCUUCCUGUUCAAUGACCUUCUUGUGGUCACAAAAAUUUUUCAGAAGAAGAAAAUCUCCGUGACGUACAGCUUCAGGCAGUCAUUUUCACUGAAUGGGAUGCAGAUUCUCCUCUUUGAAAACCAGUAUUAUCCGAACGGAGUAAGGCUUACGUCAGCUAUCCCAGGUGCAGACAUUAAAGUUCUCAUAAACUUCAAUGCACCCAACCCCCAGGAUCGGAAGAAAUUUACAGAUGAUCUCAGGGAGUCCAUCGCAGAGGUCCAGGAAAUGGAGAAGUACAGGAUAGAAUCUGAGCUGGAGAAGCAGAAAGGAGUAAUGCGUCCGAGCAUGGCUCAGAGCUCGGGGCUGAAGAAAGAUGCAGGCAACGGUACCAUGAACCGGCCCAGCCUGGACGACAGCUACGCCACUGGGGAGGGGCUGAAGAGGAGCGCCCUGAGCAGCUCCCUCCGAGACCUCUCCGACGCAGGCAAGCGUGGGCGUCGCAGCAGUGCAGGAUCACUAGACAGCAAUAUGGAAGGGUCCAUCAUUAGCAGUCCUCACAUGCGCCGGAGAGCCACCUCGACCCGCGACUGUCCUUCUCGCCCACACCAGACUGUCCCUAAUUCCUCCUCGCUCCUGGGAACACUUUUUGGCAGUAAGCGGGGGAAGCCAUCCUGCCAGGGCCCUGGCCCCCCUCCUCUUCCUCCUCCACAGUCUCAGCACCCCCCUCUCCUCCCCCACCCCUCCAGCCUGCACCACACCGGACCUGUAGAGACACAAACACAGGCACAGAUGCACACACACCACUCGCAGUACUGCCCCGUCCAGCAGAACCCACCUCCCUACCACCACCACCACCACUACCACCCACCACAGCAUGCCCAGCACCCUCCACACCAAUACCACCAGCACCCCCCCUACGCGAUGCAGUCUCACACGCCUCACUCCCAGCAUGCACCACACCACCACGGCCAGCAGCAGCCUCCCCCUCCCCAGCCCUCGAGCAGCAGCAGCAGCAGCAAGCCCAAACACAGCGGCAUUAGCACCAUCGUCUAAAAUGCUAAUAAAAAAUGAAGGAAGAAAGAUACACGCCUUGUGUGACAAUAACAGACAGAACCACUCACUGGUUGCAGUCGUGAAGGCACUUAAUUCCAGGUAGCAUUAUUUCAAGAUGCUGUGCACAGGGAGCAAGAAAAAAAAAGGCACUUGAUUGACUACUUCUGUUUACUUGAGAGCCUUUGGUGUUCAAGAAGUGGAAUUCAGAGGAAUGUUUUCAUUCUCCAUGCUUACCAAUCAUUUACAGAAAUAAUGUUUGUGCUUGCUCUCUCACUCAGUUGCUGUAACAUACGGCAAACAAAUGUCUUCAUUUGGGCUUCACUGUACCAAGGAGAGAAAGGAGUGAAGUGCAUCAUGGUUACAAAUUCUGACUCCUUAGCGAUGCAUGUGCAGAAGCAAAGUUUUAUUCUCAAACAAAAUGGCUAUAUGUAAGUUGCGCACUGUAAAUGAAUUGUACCUGAUUCAAGAACAGCGUAUACAUCAUUUAAGAAUUUAGACCCAAGAGCUUGGAAAGCAAAAUAUAUUAAAGUACAUACAGUAGAUGUUCCAAUAUUUACUCUGUAGCCCACAGUACACAGUGAGGUGAUUUAGCAAUCAUAAGUAAAUGUGCCAAUUAUUAAAGCAUUUACUAUUUUAGUCGAAUAACACUGCUUUGUGUAUAUCGUGCAUAUUUUGUAAAAUAAAUAAAUAAUAAUAAUAAUAAUAAUGAAAUAAAAAAUAAGUAAAAAAGCAUCAUAUGAAAAAUAGCAGGAAUGUAACCACCCUGUUGUAGCAGAUUUAGUUCACUAGUUUAAAAAGAAGCAUAAAAAAAUAGUAGGCAAUUAAACAAGAUGGUACAUCUCUGGUUGCCUUAUUGCAUCACAUAGAACUUCUGAAUAUUUGAAAUAUUGCAGUUGCAGCAUAACCCACUCACCAGGUGUCUGUAUAUAAAAUACAGAGUAACAAAAUGGACUUCCCAGCUGAGUCUUCAAAUGUCAAGCAGCAAGGAGCAGAGGAGCCUCAUCAUUAGCUCUGAGGGGAGAUCACAGCUGCUUGUGCACCAUUAUUUUAUUUUUUUAACUUUUUUUUUGUUUUUGUUUUUAAAUACUGUACAUUGUGUUAUUAGGUUUAUCAAUGGUUAGAUCUUGGUGUGAUUCUGUUAAAAAACUAAAAUCUUGCCUGUGCGAUUUGAAGGAGAUACUUUGCAAGCAGGUUAUAGCAGGAAAACAUUCAGAUCUAUUUCUUCCACUUCUCUGCUCUUCACAGAAAUAUCAUUGUACUCAGCAGGCUGAGUCUGCCCUGAUUACUCACAAUGCACUCUUAGAUUUGAAGUAGUAAUCAUUGGUGGAUGAAUUUAUUUGCUAUGCAUUGCUAGCAUGUUGCAAUCACAUAACAUUUAUUUUUCAAUACAAGGUGAGAGGGGAAGGAAUGUUUUAAUCUAUUGCCAAGAAACUAAUUCAGUCGAGGUCUUGCACUGAAUCUUGGAGAAUUAGUGUUCCGCUUGUGAAUUAGGUGGAUAUAUAGCUUAGUUUUGUUUUUUUAAACCUCUAAUUUUCUACAUUUUGAAAAGUAAUAGUUGGUUCAUAUUGUAACACUAAAACUGAGUUGGAGUGAUCCUCUGAAGUUUCUUUUCCUUUUUGAUUUUCGGGGACAGCUUCCUUUGAGAGGUGUGAGUGAGUGGCGUGUGUGCGUGUGUGAGAGAGAGAGAUAGCGAGGGGCUGAGAUAAUGAACUCUCAUCAGGUCUGGACGCAUUCCGAAAAAAAAAAAAAAAAAAAAACAUUUAUAACUUCUAACUUCCCACAAUGCUUCAGUCAACUUCCAAGUAAGUCAACUCAGCACUUUGUCAGUCUCCAUUGAAAGCAAAUACUAACAAUCUAGAGUUUAGCCUGUUGUCCUUUUUUUUUGUAUGUGCAAUAUUUUUUUUCCAUCGUAGUACAACAAAAUGGAGAAGAAACAAGCUCCUUUAUUUGAUAUGUUGAUUUUUUUUUUUUCUGUAUAUCCUGAAUCAUAAUGUCCUACCCCACGGGGUGCUACAGUGGACUGUUAGGCUCUCUGUCCUUUGCAAUGAUAAGGAAUGUGUGAUAAAAAAAAAGUGCAUGUCAUGUUAAUAUUAUGAGGCUACUCUACAUAUUGUAUAUUUGCAGAAUAUAUCAGUGUUACUGUUGACUAUAGUUGAAGUUAAGUGAUAAGAACAUAUUAAAAUAUGUUGACUUUUCUUCUUACCUCUUUGCCAUUAGUAGAGUAUGUUCUGUAGUUUGCUCCUGGAAAUAUCAGAUAAUAGGGCUAGAUGUUAUACUAAUGAAAAUAUUUAUAAAAUGGCAGAAGGAAGCAAAUGCAUAAUUCAAAUUGUGGAAAUAUUUGAGUGGCAAAGAGUAGUGCGUACUUCAUGCUGAACCGUUUAUGUAGUGAGGUAAAACUUUCAGAUCAUCAAACAACAGAAAAAACAACAUUCCAAAAAUAGUAAAUGGUGCCUAAAAUUAUUUUCUAAAACAAAACACACAAAGCAUGGCAAUUAGUGUAAUAGGACCUACCUAAAUGGUGUAAGUGUUGUGGCAGUUGGUUAUACAGCUUCCUGUGGCUUGUAUGGUAUUAGCCAGUCCAGUGAAUAAAUACAGAAAAACAUUAAAACAAAAACAGGUUUUGAACACAUCAUCCAUUUAACAACAGUUCAUCCUAGAAUUGGAAUACAACACCAGCCUUCUCACCUGAUUUUUUCUGUUGGGAAAGCAGUAAUUAAUUGUCUGUUAAGAAUGAAUUGUAUGGCAAUGUAAAAAUGAAAACAAAAAAAAAAACAACUGUAAAAGUUCACCUAAAUAUAACGUACAUGUAUUGUAUUUCUUCAGAUAUGUGUGCAGCCAUUCAGUGUGGAAAAUGUUUUUUCCCCAUAAUGCACUGCAUGCCGCAGCAGCCUCUAGUUACUUGUUAACAUCAAGCUGAUGGAAACUCAGCCAAUGUAUUUUCAUUUGUGUUUUGUUUUAUUUUAUUUUUUAAGUGAAACUCUUGAUGUUGACUUGCUGUUCCAUAUUAUGCUGUGUGUACCUAUGGUCCAGCAUGCAUUUCACAAUGUAAUUGUUGUAAAAAAAAAAAAAAAAACACUACUUCUGCCUGCAAACUGAGGAGUGACUGUGUACAUAAAAUUCCAAGAGCCUAGAAAAAAUACCAUAUCUCAAGGCAACAAGGAAGAGGCGGGAGAGGGGUGGUAAUUUUGGGAGGUGGGACCAAUGGAAAAGGCAACUCUGAAAAUAAACUGUACAUAGUGUGUAUAUUAGUAUUCCAGCACAAUGUCUGCAGUCACACUGAGGUUUCAUUCCUAUCUCCUCCCUAGAAAAAAAAAAAAAAAUCUUGUAAACAUUUAGCUUACCUCUGCUGUAAUCUGUAUUAAACUCUUCUAGGAUUUAGGUCUUGAACACAGACCUGUUAAAAAACUACCACUGCUUUUCAUGCUCAUCAUGGGGCGCUUCUAAAGGCCUGAGACUCAUUUUGUAAGUACAGGGGACGAGAGGAGUGCUUUCAUUUUAGUAUGCAUUCUGUUUGUAAGUAGUUAUAACACCCUAUCGAUGUAAAACUAUAACUGUGAUAAUGUCGAGAACGCAAAAAAUAAACAAAGUAAGACUC